GCGCGGGGCCGAGCGCGCCGCGCCGGGGGCUGCGUGCCGCGCCGCUCCGAGCGCUCGCGGAGCCUUUCCCGGGGAUGGAGCCGGGCGGGCGUUGGAGCGACCCGUGCUCUGGGCUGUCGGGCUCGUUCACGUUGCACAUCAGGGAGACGCUCGUUGUCUUCAGAAAUAAACGCUGCCCAAACUUCCUCGCAGGCAGCGCUGCCGCCGGGGCUGAGCGCGCUCCCGCGCCGCGCCGAGCAGACCGGGCACGGCGUCGCGGCCGCUGCCGAGCUGUUUGCCCCGCUCCCGGGGCGGACGCGGCCGGGCGACGCUCCUGCAGCUGGGAGCGAGCGGGAGACCCGCUCCGCGGCCGGGGGACGGGACGGGACGGGACGGGACGGGACGGGUCGGCCCCUCGCCCGGUGCCGCAGCGGAGCCCGCCGGCUCCCGCGCCCGGCAGACUAACGGCUCUUUUUUUCUUUCCAAGGCUUUUCGAUGGAGCGAGUCCCCCGACGCUGCCGUAGGUGGGAAGGGCCGCGGGGCUGGCAGGUGGCAGGGCACGGCGCAGGGCGGGGGGGAGCCGCUCGGCCCCCGGACGGCACGGCACGGCACGGCACGGCGCGGCACGGGGAGCGGCCUCGGGAGAGGCGCUGGGAUGCCGGUGCCGCGCGGGGCGCGCUCCCCCGGGGACGCCCGGCAGGCGCUGGGCCCUCGGAGGAAGCGCUCGCCCAGACGCGCCCCGGCGGGGGCCCUUGCACGGCGGCCCCAUCGCGGUUCCCGGGGCGCUGCUCCGUCCCGAGGCUCCGGGCUGCGGAGGAGCCGCAGCCGUGCCGGCAUCCCCGGUUGGGGCGCGGAGCCCUGCGUCUCGCUGGUCGCCCCGUGGCGAGGAGGUGCUGCCUCCAGGUGCUUUGCUCCUGCAAGCAAACACACAGUUGCGCUGAAGAGAGUAAAAGCACCACGGGAGGGAAUCCACACUCCUGCUGCAAGCCCCAAACUCUGUGUUCCCUGCGGUCCGGAAGAGAGCUUCCAUCUGGGCUGGAGUUUCUCUUCGCUUCCUGGAAACGUGUAACGCUGGCUGGUCGGAGCGAAGCUUUGGAGUAGCACAAUCCUCAUCCGGCCUCUCUGUCGAACCAGGAAAGUGGUAAUAGACCUUCCUUACUAAAUUAAAUGUAGAGGCUGAUCCUCCAAGGAGAGUUUCAGUUCAACUGUAGUGUUUGAUUUCCCAGCCACAGCAGUAUGGUGCCUCCAGGGAAAAAGCCAGCUGGGGAAACUUCCAAUUCCAAUAAAAAGUGUAAGCGCUAUUUCAAUGAGCACUGGAAGGAAGAAUUUACCUGGCUGGAGUUUGACUAUGAGAGGAAACUCAUGUUUUGCAUAGAGUGUCGCCAGGCGCUGGUGAAGAACAAGCACGGUAAAGCGGAGAACGCCUUUACCGUGGGCACGGACAACUUCCAGCGCCAUGCCCUGCUGCGGCACGUCACCUCCGGCGCUCACCGCCAGGCGCUGGCGGUGAACCGGGAGCAGCUGGCCUUCGAGGCGCGCGUCCAUAGCCAUCCAGAGCUGCGCUCGGUCAUCAAAGUGGAGGUGAACCCCGCCAAGGUCGCCAUCCUCACCACCGUGUACUGGAUGGCCAAGGAGGAGAUCCCGGACGAGAAGUGCUCCUCCCUGCUCGAGUUCCAGAAGUUCAACCUGUGCCAGGCGCUGCUGACCUCCGAGCACAGCGAAUACUACCACCCCAGCAGCGUCAGAGAGAUGCAGGCAGCGAUCGCCAAAGUCCUGCGCAACGAGGACAGGCGCAGGAUAAAGGCCUCGCCGUUCGUUGGGCUGGUGGUGGACGAGACGGUGGACGUCAUGGAGCACCGCAGCCUGGCCAUGUUCACCACCACCGUCUCCCCCUGCAGCGGGCAGACCUCGGCCACCUUCCUAGGGAGCUUCGAGCUGCCCGCCAGCGAGGCCUCCACGGUGGCGGGCAAGGUGGGCGAGGUGAUGCGCUCCUUCGGCAUCCCCACCAUGAAGAUCACCUGGCUCAGCGCCGACGGCGCCUCGCUGGGGGCCGAGCGGCUGAGCGGGGUGGGGACCGCGCUGACGUCCCUCUGCCCGCUCCUCACGGAGGUGCACUGCCUGUCCCACGGGAGCUCCCUGCUGCCGGCCGAGAGCGUCGUCACCGUUGAGUACCUCCAGAAAUACGAGACUACAGUGGAUGCCGUGUACAGGCUCUACUCCCGCUUCAAAGGGGAAAGCAACAGCCUGCAGGAGCUGCGGAGCGUCCUGGACCUCUGCGAGAUAGACCUCGAGAGCCCCAAGACCAUCCACUGGACUUCUAUUUUCCCAGCUGUGGAAGCCAUCGAUGCCUCGUGGCCCACGCUGGUGCUGCUGCUGGAGAGCGAGGCGGAGCGGUCGCCCGUGGCGCUCAGCCUCUGCGAAGAGCUCAAGAAGUUCCAGUUUGUGGCAUUCACCAAGAUCCUCCUGGACGUCCUCCCCAUCUUCCAGAAACUCAGCCGCUUCUUCCAGAUUGAGGACUUUGACCUCUCCAUCCUCAAGCCCAUCGUCUCUGCCACGGCCACCACCCUGCAGGCCCAGAAGAGCGCCAGCGGGCAAAACCUCCAGGAGUUCCUCAACGAGAUGAACGAGCACCCGCUGGAUGACCGGGAGGGCGAGAGCCGGCUCUACUACAAAGGUGUGGAGCUGGCCAACUGCUCCGAGGUGCAUCUGAAACACUUUGAGCACCUGAAGGAGAGCUACCUGGAGAGCGUGCGGGGCAACCUGCUGGACAGGUUCCCCAGCAGCGUCCUGGAGGCCAUCAGCUCCUUCUCAGCUAUCUUUAACCCCAAGUGCUACCCCCAGUCUCUGGAGGACAUUGGCAGCUAUGGGGUCAGCGAGCUGAACUUCCUCCUGCAGGCGUACUCGCGGGUGGUGGUGAGCGAGAGGGCCAUCAGCGACUUCCCCCUCUUCAAGCGCAUCGUCUUCAGCCUCAGCCAGCUGUCCUUCAAGGACCUCUGCGUCAAACUGGUGUACAGCAACUCCGAGAUGCACGAGCUCUUCCCGGACUUCGCCGUCCUCGCGGCCAUCGCCCUGGCCUUGCCGCUGGGCUCCGUCCUGGCCGAGAAGAUCAGCCGGGGCCGGGAGCUCCUGAAGCGCGGGCGGUCGCGCUGCGCCAGGGACGAGGGGCUGUCCGACCUCAUGAAGAUCGCCAUCGACGGGCCGGCCAUCAGCGAGUUUGACUUUGCGCUGGCCGUCGAGUACUACGAGAGCAUGCGGGAGUCCAGCUUCCUCGUGGCGCAGGUGAAGUGAGCGGCGGCGCGGGCAGGCGGACGCGGCGGCGCGGGCGGCCGAGCCCGGCCGGCUCGGCGCCGGGAAGAGGGAGCGGGAUCCUUUCGCCCAGCCGCGUCAGCCCCGCUCGCUGCCCCCCGAGAGGCGCCGGCGCCGGCCGGGUUCGAAGCCUCUGCGGAGGCUUCCUGGGGGCUUCAACCACCUUCUUCCGUUCCAAGUUGUGACGAGCUUUUCCUGGGGGAGAUGAAAGCAAAUCUUCUCACGAACUCGGAUGUAACAUUGCCUUUGCACAAUGACACCCAGCAGCUUUUACUUAAUACCCUGCAAAAAUCUCUGGUUUUUAUUAUCCUGGAGCCUCGAAGGAACGCAGAGAAGGCAGCCUAUCUUCCUAGCUCUGUGGCAAAUCCAAAAAUGCCUGGCAGUGUCUUGUUGAUAUUCUUGCACACAGCACAAAAUAUUUUUGGCAUUGGAUCCAAGUCAUGAUCAUUUCAAAAGCGAGUCAUUUAGAGAAUGAUAUUGUAAUCAUCAAGGAAAUGGUAACUUUUAAAUGCAUCA
Molecule: messenger RNA, 3801 nt
Organism: Rhea pennata
Lineage: Eukaryota; Metazoa; Chordata; Aves; Rheiformes; Rheidae
Gene: C26H17orf113
Product: chromosome 26 C17orf113 homolog
Exons: 3
Coding region: 1216-3267 (683 amino acids)
Source: RefSeq, a predicted model, not a curated record